Molecule: messenger RNA, 417 nt
Organism: Arabis nemorensis
Lineage: Eukaryota; Viridiplantae; Streptophyta; Magnoliopsida; Brassicales; Brassicaceae
Source: the annotation of a GenBank genome assembly
AUGGCUUAUUACUGGAGUCAAUAUUUUGCUAGAGACGUAGCAGUCUUCUGGGACGUAGUUGAGUGCCCGAUCUCUGAUGGGAAAACGGUUGGUGAUGUCUCUGGUAGUAUCAAGAAAGCCCUGAAAGAUGUUGGUUUUGUUGGUACGGUUUCGAUCAUUGCUUAUGGCCAAACUUCCGACAAGCAGAAAGAGUUUGACUCCGCUGGAGUCCCCUACAUCCACGUGGAGGAGGAGUCUAGAGCGAAAAAAAUUACACUCGGUAUUUGGAAGUGGAUAAUCGACCACAGAAUUUUAUUCUCGGCUGCAACUAAAGUUUGGUAUUGGCCAACCUUACAGACGGGAGGAGAGCCUAUCAUCAAAAGCAAGCAAGAGGACCUCGUAAAAGUAGCCUUCGAUGAUGACGUUGAAGAAAAAUGA